Molecule: messenger RNA, 4864 nt
Organism: Owenia fusiformis
Lineage: Eukaryota; Metazoa; Annelida; Polychaeta; Sabellida; Oweniidae
Source: the annotation of a GenBank genome assembly
AUGGAUAUCUGGACUAUUCUGUGUUUCGUGUUUUGUUUGACUACUUUCGCUCAAGCGCAUCCUCGAAAACGGGAAAAUAAUGCUAGAAUACGUAGAGCUACAAAGGAUUUUAAUUUACAUCGGGACUUAGUUGAGAAGGCCGAUGUGUUAGAUGCAGAAAACUGCCACAGUCGAGUGAAAAGAUCCAAAUAUAAACAGAAAAUACGCCACCCUUCAAGACUUGCUCAACAUCAUCACAGCGAACACGCAAACCUCGGAAAAGGACUCUAUUUUUCGGGAGAAAGGGAACGAUUGUCUCUUAAGUUAGACAGAAGCGGCAAAUUCCCUGGCUCAAAUAAUGUUAUUCCAGCUAAGGAAUUUACUGUCUCGAUAUGGGUGAAACCAGAAGGAGGGCAAUAUUUUGAAGUGCCAAUAAUUCGUCUGCGUGACGACUGCACAGGUCCAUUCAAAGGAAUAGGGUGGACUGUUGGAAUUCAGACAACUGAUGAGCAUAAGGAAAAGGCAGCGAGGUUUUACUUCUCUCUUCAAUCGACCAGGAAUAGGCAACCCUCCAUUAUUUUUGCAAAAACAUCGUACAAACCAAAUAUAUGGACCAAUCUGGUUGCAACGUAUGAUGGUAAACGCGCCAAAUUUUUCAUCGAUGGAGCAAAAGUCGGUGUUAGCAACUCUCAAAAGGGGGAAGUGUAUCACCCAAUAGCAGAGCACUGCGGAACUAUAAGUAUAGGGGGAACAGUAACUGGUAACUCUGAUGGGGAUGAAGGAUCUUUUAGAGGAACUAUUGAGUCGUUUACUAUAUUGCCCGAAGCUUUGAAACAUCACUCUAUUAUUCACAAUCCUCAAAGCUUAACAGAAUCACCAGAUGCUGUGUACACUGAUACAUUUGAUGAUUUGUCUAAUUGGCUGCAAGAGAAAACAACAAAGGCACCCAAGCUAGUUGACUCCGAUAUUCAGGUGGACCAUCAUGAUUUGGCAGUUGUGUCGCCACCUUGCGGUCAAACAAUAUGCGAUGACCCAAAUGUUGUUAAGAGUUAUUCGGCACAUUGGGAACUUCGGAAGUCGAAAUCAAUCCGCUACAGAGUUAUUAACAUCAUGCAUGACGACGGAAGCGACCCAACGGUCACUGUUCAGCAGAUAAGCAGACAACACAAAGCUCUUAAUAAAGCAUUCAGACCGUACAACAUCUCGUUCAUACUUCAAGUGGAAAAUGUAAGGAACACUUCUCUACGACAGAGAACGGUUCUGUUUGGUUGUCUGCCUGAUCAUGUUGGUGAUGACAAAUGUCAUCCCGAAUGCAAUAUUGCCAUAACUGGUUAUGAUGGUGGGGAUUGUAGAGAGGAUACUGGAGUGUGUGACCCAGCGACAGUUGGAAACAUGCAAUGUGAUGAUAGCUGCAACACGGCCUACUAUCAAUGGGAUGGCGGAGACUGUUGCGACGCUGCAUCGGACUUGGCAAGAUGCUUUGAUCCAAAAUCACAAAACAGAGCUUAUGUGACUAUAACAGAAUACAAAGAAAGUAUUGGAAUUGAUGGGAAGGAUGCACUAAAUAUACAUUUUGCAAAUUGGGAUAAGGAUCAAAUGAUUGCCAAAGCUACAUUUCCAUGGGAGAAACACGUUUUUGGAAUCACAGGGGGAACUGUUAUUAAGCCAAGUAGCUUUGGAAUGCCAGGUAAAAUGGACAAUCUUAUCCAUGAAAUAGGGCACAAUCUGGGUUUGUUACAUGUUCAUCAUGGAGUAACGGGCGUUGACUGUAUGGACCCAUGUAGAGAAAUCAAGGCAUCCAUGGAACUUGGUGACCUCUGUUCUGACACUAAUCCAACAGUCACGAAUAGUAAAUGUGCAGACCCCGACCCUGUGGACCAAUGUGGAGUCCUGACUAAAUUCAUCAAUACACCGUUCAAUAACUACAUGAGCUACGCAGAUGGUGACGAUUGUACAGACUCUUUUACAAAACAACAGAUGGCUAGAAUGCACUGUUACUUGGACCUUGUGUACCUCCCUUGGCAAACCAUACAGCGACCGUCUCCCAUACCGCUUCCACCACAGGUGAUAACAACUUCACAUAGCUCUGUAUCAAUCGUAUGGAUUCCACCAAUGUCUCCCGGAUUCACCGGAGUGAAAGCAGCAUGCAGUGAAUGUCUACCCAAUAAAUCAUUGGUCCAAUACGCCUCAAUAGCAUCGUCACCAAAUUCCCCUGCAGUGUCAGGAUACUGGUCCCCAGAGCAGACCACAGGUCCCCCGGAUGCUGAGCUCUGUGAAGCAAGUACAAAGGCUUGGAUUCCUCUUGGGGCAAAACCCUACGGAUGCGACACUGUUGAUUGUUACAUAGAAGUGGAAUUUAAAUACCCAGCCAUUGCUCACAGGUUGUUAAUAUGGGUCGCCUGGAAUGCGGAGAUGGGGCUAAAGAAUAUAGAACUUGUAUUCAAGGAUGGCAAAACAUUAUCACUUGGACCUGCAGAUGUAUUCUGUGAUAUUCCAUACACGACAACACUUGACAUUAAAAAAGAAGUCUCAAAGGUUCGGAUUCACGUGUAUUCCCGGUUCACUAGCAUUGAUGCAGUACAGCUAGUAUCGUUUGCCAACCAUGCUAUAUGUAAACCAUGCAAACCUGUCAAGUAUAACAUAGUUAGAUCACCGCCUUUCCCAGAUUCUGACAAAAUCAUCGUCAAUGAGCCAAAGUUUGUUGAUAAAGAUGUUUCCGAUGAGAGCACAUAUACAUACAAGAUUCAAGCCAUUACGGGAGCCAUUGUAAGCCAGUUCUCCCCAGAACUUGUCUAUACGGUUGGAAAUGGGCACUGUGGAGAUGGGAUCAUUGAUAGGCUUGUGGAGGAGUGUGACGACAACAACCUUGCAAGUGGAGAUGGGUGUAGCUUCAAAUGUAAACGUGAAAAUGGAUAUCAUUGUACAGGUGAACCCAGUCAGUGUUACUACCACGAUGGUGAUGGUAUGUGUGAAGACUUUGAAAGGAUAUCUAGUAUUAAAGACUGUGGUGUCUACACCCCUGAUGGCUUUGUUGAUCAAUGGUCAUCGAACACAACUGGGGCAAGCUUGCAUAAAGACCACCACUGUCUGUACUCAACAUUAUCAGGUCCACCUGACACAAGUCAUAUAUGCAUGAGUUCUUUAGGUGAUAAUACUAUAGAUAAUUCUGAGGAUGAACAUUGUUUAACAUUCCCAUUUAGUAUGCCAAUGGUAUCAAGUAGUAUCGUGCUCCACAUCGCAGCUGAUGGUGUUGAGGAGUAUGAUGAAUCAAAAGCGUUGAAGUCCAUCUCAGUGACCUUAAUUGACACUGAAGGAAAUACACAUGAUAUUGGUGGUGAAUCUGUUGCAGUUAGGUGUAAAGAUAGCCCGAUUGAAAUCGGAUGCCAACAUGAUUUGAGCAAACCAUUCUUUCUCACACAAGCUGCAAAGGUGCGAUAUCAGUCAGGGAUAGAAAUAUCUGGAGUAGCGUUAAGAUCUCGAAAAUCGUUGUUAAUGGAUGAAGAUUGCCAGAAGAGCGACUUGUUCAACCCAAGGACGGGACACUGUUCAUCAUACAGGUGUAAAGAAGCAGUUUGUGAUAAGUUUAAUGUGAAGCAUGGUGUAGCAAAGUGUACUGGGCAUAAAGAUGAGGACACCUGUAAAAUUGAAUGCAACGCAGGGUAUCACUUAAAUAUUGAAAACCACAACUUGGUGUGUGUGAAUGGCAAAUGGAAAGGUCCCCAUGUUGAAUGCUCCCCAAGGUCGUGUGGGGAUCCUCAGAUAGACCACGCUACGUUCACGUGCGAUGGAACACAUCUUGGGAGUGUCUGCACGUUCAAAUGUGCUGGAACGGCAAGAUUAGUUGGUACAAACAGAAGAAUCCGUUGUGAAGCAGAUGGACUUUGGUCUCAAGCGGAGGCAUACUGCCAGGUGAGGUGCAACGUCCCAAAAAAGGUGAAAAACGCAGCCCUUAUAUCAAAAUCAUGCAAACAUGGACUUCAUGACGUGGAUACGAUAUGCAAAUUCAAAUGCAACAAGGGCUAUCAUGUACAAGGACUGCCAUUCAACAAGAGAAUUGCAAAGCAGAAAUGUGUGGAAAGUGGGAAAUGGGAUGGUCCAAUGUGUGUCAAGGUCACAUGUCCACCGAUAGAUGACGUUUACAUGGGUCUUUAUAACUGCACCAAUGGCUUCAACUUCGGAAGCACAUGUACAUUGAAAUGUCCAGAAAUACCAAAGACUAUUUCGAAAACAACAUGUUCUGUGGUAGGAAGAUGGAACAAGAGGAUUAAAGCGUGUACAUUUGGUAAUGGUAGAUGCUCUGCGCUCGAGAACAGUGUGCGUGGUAUGAAAUUCAUAUGUGGGGAUAAUCACAUUGGAUCUAAAUGCCAACCCGUUUGUGUCAAUCCUCAAUUGCAACCAAUGCUGGAUAAUGAGAAUAGAGCUACGUGGGAGAAACUGACUUCAAUGAAAUCUAAUAGUAUAACUUCCAUCACGUGUACGGGACUGCUGAAAUGGUAUCCUCGCGUUAGUUCUAUCAGAUGUGAAGAAGGAUGCACAGAGGCCACUAUGGGGGAUGGAUGGUGUGAUGCUGAAAACAACAAAGCACGAUGCGACUUUGACGGAGGAGACUGUUGUGAAAGUACCGUUGCUGGUCACGUGGUCAAACCUUUCCUUGACGAUUGUUUGGACGCAUGCAAUUGCAAAGACCCGGAUGCAAAUAAAAAUUCUCAACGAAUAAUGAACGAUUCUAUAAAACAAAAGAAACUAACUAAAGAAAAUGAAGAAAUUCUUGAAUACUGGUUUAAAUUAUUAGAUCUAUAAAGGUUGCCUUAUGCUGGGUGGUGUUAGGGAUAUUCCUUGCAAGUCCAUUUCUCUCUUGAUAUGAUAGCUAUAACCAUUUAUAUCA